AUGGCCAGCGACUUCCUCUCGGACAACCUUCGGCCGUUGCUUCUGCCCUACAAUGAGCGCUGGCGGCGCGGACGGAAGCUCAUGCAUCGGCUGACCAUGGAAAAGAUGGCGAGCUCAUACCAGCCUUCUCAAAGCAUCGAGUCAAUGCGAUUGCUUUACGACCUGAUAAGGGACCCAGCCCGAUAUGAGCUAUGGUUCGAGCGGUAUGCCGGCGGCCUGAUCUUUCGAAUUGGGUAUGGUAAGACCGUCGUGACCGGCGAGGAAGCCCACGUGCGGAAGGCUCUCCACGUUGUCCACAGUGUGGAACGGAUCGCGUCUCCCGGGUCUUAUCUUGUCGACACCGUACCCGUUCUGCGAUAUCUUCCGGAAUGGAUGGCACCAUUCAAAAAAGAGGGACGGGAGCUUCACGAGGCGGAGCUCAGGUUCUUCCGGACUCUGAUCAAUGAUGUCCGGGCUGAUAGGGAACGUAACCUGGCGGCACCAUCUUUCACCAAGACUUGGCUUGAAGAGCAAGACUUGUAUGGUCUGACACAGGACGAGGCCGCGUACGUGAUAGGCACGCUUUUUGAAGCGGGGAGUGGCACAACAGCCUCAGCUAUGAUGUCGUUCAUGCUGGCUAUGACUCUCUACCCGGAGUGGCAAGAGCGCAUGUGGGAGGAGGUUGACCGUGUGUGUCGUGAUAAAAUGCCCGAUUUUGGCGACAUGCCUGAUCUUCCGGUAUGCCGUGCUGUCAUCAAAGAGGUUCUCCGUUGGAGACCAGUUACUGCCGGAGGCGUGCCCCACCAGUUAACGAAGGACGACGUCUACAACGGCUUUUUCUUCAAGAGGGGAACCAAUUUUCACGCCAAUCAAUGGUACGUUAAAUAG
Messenger RNA from Diaporthe batatas, 867 nucleotides. RefSeq lists its product as uncharacterized. Lineage: Eukaryota; Fungi; Ascomycota; Sordariomycetes; Diaporthales; Diaporthaceae. The transcript has 4 exons. The record is from RefSeq and is a predicted model, not a curated record. The coding region runs from base 1 to 867 and encodes 288 amino acids. Gene Ontology annotation, molecular function: oxidoreductase activity, acting on paired donors, with incorporation or reduction of molecular oxygen; iron ion binding; monooxygenase activity.